Saccostrea cuccullata (small rock oyster) is the source of this 980-nucleotide messenger RNA. RefSeq lists its product as uncharacterized. The record is from RefSeq and is a predicted model, not a curated record. The coding region runs from base 45 to 560 and encodes 171 amino acids. Lineage: Eukaryota; Metazoa; Mollusca; Bivalvia; Ostreida; Ostreidae. The transcript is spliced from 2 exons.
UAUACGUGAGAAGGAUUUGUAACAAGAAUUCAAAACCAUCCACAAUGUCAUCCAAUGUAGAGGAUAUUGUGGCUAAAGUUGUAGGCCUUGUUUACAAAGAGACCGAACCUGUACUCGACAUCAAACAACUAAAGAGAGGGGAUCACAUAAUGUUCCACCGAGUGGUGUUUACUCACCAUGCUAUUGUUACAGAUGUGGACGAAACGGCAGAGAAGUUUGAAGUAAUUGAGUUUGGUGAAGGAAUUGGAAAUUCCUUCAAAGCUGAAAUCAAGAGAGAAAGAUAUAAAAUGGAAGAAUAUAAGGAUCCAGUUCCAAUCAUUUAUCGUUUUACCUACGAAAAUGGUAAACGCAACAGUCCUAAUGAGACAGUCGCCAUCGCAGAAGAGUGCCUUGAAAAUACAGCUCUCAUAAAGUACGAUCUGUUGUUUAACAAUUGCGAACAUAUGGCUUAUUAUUGUGCAACUGGCGAACAUAAAAGUCCACAGGCUGAAAAUUUCUUGAAAGCUGUCGACAUUGCUUUAUCGGCUCUUCAAAAACUCAAAACGAAACUGACAAAAUAGGAAUAAUAUCAUUUUAUGAAGAAAGCAAACCCGACGACCGUUUUCUAAAUAUCGAACAUCUCAUGUUAAUUAGUUUCAAUUCCUGUAUAAUUCAAAAUCGUGUAUCAUUUCCUUUUUGUUGUUUAAUCAAAUGCUAUAAUCAAUAACAUGUAAUAAAUAUAUGUGUUAUCUUAAUUGUGAUUUUAAUUUCUGGUUCCUUCUAAACAUUGUUUGAAAGAUGUAGAGUAAUAUUCACUCCACUGUUAUUUAAAGGAAUACAAGCUAUAUGAAAGCCGAAUUUUGUCUGAAACAAAAUGAUUAAUGUUUUGAAACACAUGAAGUGUAAUAAAAAAAAUAAUACUUUCCACAAAAUUUUACUAUAGACAUCGUUGUAAUAACAAAACAAUUAAGCAAUAACUGUCAAUUAAGAAUUCAGUCUUU